Messenger RNA from Rhineura floridana, 1294 nucleotides. Its product is annotated as keratin-associated protein 5-1-like. The coding region runs from base 99 to 791 and encodes 230 amino acids. The record is from RefSeq and is a predicted model, not a curated record. NCBI's taxonomy places the organism in Eukaryota, Metazoa, Chordata, Lepidosauria, Squamata, Rhineuridae. The transcript is spliced from 2 exons.
AUAUAAAUAAGCCCUCUCUGUCCAGGACACUUCACUCACACACUGGCCUUUGGCUUUUCACCAGCUGCCUUCUCCACACUUGGUAAGAUCCAUCAACAAUGUCAGAAGAAGGAGUAAUCUACUCUUCAGGGAGGGAGCCCUACUACAACUUGAACUCAACAUGGUAUGACCCUGCAGGAUCCUGGUUGGACACCCGUCGCAAACCAUUCCGUUAUGCUGACAACACAGCAUGUGUCACCUGUUGCAACCCCAGGUGCGAUAUACCAAGAAGAGGAGGCCAUGAUUACAGAUGCUACUGCUAUUGCUGCUCAACCUGUGAGUCAGGGUGUAACUCUAGAGUUACCUGCUGUGUCCACAAUCCUUCAGGAGGGCCCCGGGAUUAUUGGGGGCGUCCGAUAGGCGAUGCAUGCAAUGGGUGCACAGGUGGACAUUAUUCUAAUGAAGACUCAUGCUGUGGAUCAUGUGGUGGAACCUCGGGAGGAUGUGGAGCUGGGCAAGGAGGGGCAUGUGCUCAGCCAUCUGUUUUGGCGGGAGGAUGCGGAGGAGGAAGAGGAGUGUGUUCUGAGCCUGGCUGUCGGUCAUCCGGAGGAUGCGGAGGAGGAAGAGGAGUGUGUUCUGAGCCUGGCUGUCGGUCAUCCGGAGGAUGCGGAGGAGGAAGAGGAGUGUGUUCUGAGCCUGGAUGUCACUCAUCAGGAGGAUACCCACCACAGGGGACAGGUGUAUGUGCUGAGCCACUGAGUUCUUACUCAGGAGGAUGUGGCAAUGAAGGAAGAGCUUCAGGAGGAUGCUGAGGAAGCCAUCAGUUGUGUUCCGAAUCAUCCUAUCCCAGCUUCAACCACAAUACACAAAAUCAAGAACGUUCCAGAAAUACUGCAUGCCUACCUUUCAUUCCAAAUGGGUAGAAGUGUCACUGUGGCAGCCAAAGUUUGAUUCUAUUUAUUUAUUCUAUGUAUUCAUUUAUAUUUAUGCACUGCUUUGUGGCCAACCUGGCCUUUCAAAGCAGCUUAUAAUUAAAAUACACACAGAGAGACACCAAAACACAAAAGCAGACUUUCUGCUGAUCUAUAGUUCAUAACAUCCUAAAAAAGGAUAUAUCAUUUCUACAUCUAUUGAUCCAUUGGUGAGCCUGAAAACCUGAGAAUUGUGCCCACAGUGGAGAAGUGUGACCAUUUCUUACAGAACCAAAUGUGGACCAUCCUUGAUGCCUUGGAAGCAUCUGCCUGGAAACACUGGUUGAGUCCCUUUCAUGUUUUCUUGUUCUUUGCAUAAAUAAACUUCUGUCGUUUGGCUAAAA